This is a messenger RNA of Ostreococcus tauri, 1422 nucleotides long. Its product is annotated as Helicase, C-terminal. Gene Ontology annotation, molecular function: ATP binding; RNA binding; RNA helicase activity. The coding region runs from base 1 to 1422 and encodes 473 amino acids. The record is from RefSeq and is a predicted model, not a curated record. The transcript has a single exon. Gene Ontology annotation, cellular component: ribonucleoprotein complex; nucleus; cytoplasm. NCBI's taxonomy places the organism in Eukaryota, Viridiplantae, Chlorophyta, Mamiellophyceae, Mamiellales, Bathycoccaceae.
AUGUCGACCACGCGCGACGAUUACGAGCGCUCGAGGGCGGGACGAGACGCGCGACGGGUCGAACUCGCGAUGUCCACGGUGCGCGAUGCCGACGUCGAGGAGGUGCGCGAGGGGUUCGCGUUUGAGAAGAAUUUUUACGUCGAGCACCCGGCGACGGCGCGUCGGUCGCUCGCGGAGAACGAGGGGACGAUGAAGCGCAUGGAGAUCCGAGUGACGCGAGGUGGCGUCGACGCGCCGAAGUGCGUGUUGACUUUUACCGAGGCGUCUUUUCCGUCGUACGUGACGGAGGAUCUGUUGCGAGAGAAGUUUGAGGCUCCGAGCGCGGCGCAGUCGCUCGCGUGGCCGAGCGCGCUGAGCGGACGGGACGUCGUCGCGGUGGCGGAGACCGGGUCGGGGAAGACGCUCGCGUACGUACUGCCGGCGAUCGUGCACGUGAACGCGCAACCGGUUUUGGCGCCGGGGGAAGGGCCGAUCGCGCUCGUGUUGGCGCCGACGCGAGAGUUGGCGUGUCAAAUCGAGCUCGAGGUGGCGAAAUACGCCGCGUCGAGUCAACUGAAGCACGCGUGCGUGUACGGGGGAGCGCCCAAAGGGCCGCAGGUGAAGGCUCUAAAAUCGGGCGAGUGUGAGAUUUGUGUCGCCACACCGGGACGGUUGAUUGAUUUCUUAGAGAGGGGCGUGACAAAUCUCAGGAGAACGACAUUCGUCGUCUUAGACGAGGCUGAUCGCAUGUUAGACAUGGGCUUCGAACCUCAAAUUCGUAGGAUAGUGUCUCAGACGAGACCCGAUAGACAGACUCUUUUGUUCACCGCGACGUGGCCGGUCGAGGUGAGAGAGAUAGCGCGAACACUUGUUCGCAACAAUCCGGUGGAAUUUCGAGUCAGCGGCGCCGGUGAUAGUUUGUUAGCGUCCAAAAAUGUUGAGCAAAUCGUCCACGUAAUGAACGGCGAUGAAGAGGACAAAUAUGAAAAGCUCAUCGAGACACUUGAGCGAGAGAUGGACGGCGAACGGUUGCUCGUGUUCGUGGAGACCAAGGCCUCGGUGGACGCGCUCACGCGCAAGCUUCGAGUCGGCGGUUGGCCCGCAUUAGGAUUACACGGCGACAAGGAGCAAAAAGAGCGCGACUGGGUUCUCAGCGAGUUUAAAAGCGGCUCUUCUCCGAUCAUGAUCGCUACCGACGUCGCCUCACGCGGUCUUGACGUUGAGGGUGUGAAGCUCGUUGUGAACUACGAUUUCCCGAACCGCGGCGGCGUGGAGGAGUACGUCCACAGAAUCGGUAGGACCGGCAGAGCAGGGCGACUCGGCAAAUCCGUAACGUUUUUCACCAUUCGCGACGGGCGACACGCGAGAGGUUUGGUGGACGUCUUACGCUCCAGCGGCCAACGCGUCCCGGACGCGCUCGCAAACGCCGCCGCCGAUUCGUAG